Rotaria socialis is the source of this 1773-nucleotide messenger RNA. The record is from the annotation of a GenBank genome assembly. NCBI's taxonomy places the organism in Eukaryota, Metazoa, Rotifera, Eurotatoria, Philodinida, Philodinidae.
AUGGCUGAGCAAUAUUUAUCUAGCUCAACUGAUGUUCCGUCCGCGCUGCGUGUAAAUAAAGAAUCGAACUCACUGGACACUCCUGAUGUUAAUUAUCUUAUUUGUCGUUCUCUGUCAAACAAACUGAAUGUGAGCGCUAUGACAUCAGCACCAUCAAUAAAUUCAACAUUGUCAGCAGCAUCAUCGACAGGUUCACUGACGAUUUAUUGUAUUGAGACAGGCUCCAUUGCACAAUCGAUUCGUCGUCGACAGUCACUAACUAAUACACCAGUACUAUCUAAUAAUAUUGAGAUUACGGCGACUUCCGCCGCUGAAGGUCGUCUACUCAACGAUAAUGAUAAGUUACAAGAACUACUGACAGAUGCUGAAAAGACAGCUACUGUAAGUGAUGGUGAUAAUGUUUCGUUUGAUGAUGAUGAUGAAACAAUCAUUGACUAUUUACUCUAUCCACAAUCAUUUCCAACGCCACCCAACUAUGUUAGUUCGCCGUGCCCUAUUUGUUUGGAACAAGCAGUAUUACAAGUAUCUCCAUGCUGUUAUUUUCUUUGUUGUAAUAGUUGUUGGCGAGCACAUAUAUCAUCGGCAAUAGGUGAUGGUCGAAUUAAAAUUCCGUGUGUAUCGAAUGAAUGCAACAAAUAUUUAACAAGGGAAUCGAUAGUAAAUUUUGUACGAUACGAUCCUCCAUUACACGAACGUUAUCUGAAGUUAUAUUUAAAUGCUAAUCAAAAUCCACGCGCUAAGACAUGUCCUCGCUGUUGUCAUCUGUAUUCUUUGGAUACCACGAAAUCUAUUCCGUUGGAAAAAACUAAAAAAACUAAAAAAGAAAAUAAUAAGAAAAUUCCCAAACAAGUUCAAUGUUCCGAGUGUUCGCUUGUCUGGUGUUUUCGUUGUUCAGCACCUUGGCACGAAAAUUUAACAUGUAAACAAUUUAUUAAAGGCGAUAGACUUUUAUUAAAAUGGAUCAAUCAAAAAAAUGAAGAACAAUGGAAUGCAAGAAAAUGUCCAAAAUGUUCUUCACUUAUACAACGAGCUGGAGGUUGUCCUCAUAUGACAUGCCAAUCGUGUUCAUGUGAAUUUUGUUAUCUAUGUGGGCGACGCUAUAAUCAAAUUCCAUUUAUUGGUCAACAUAGUAACAGAUUCAGUAUGUUCGGAUGUCCGUACAAUUUUUAUCCUGAAAAACCAUGGCUUCGUCGUACGAUUCGUGGUAUGAUUGCAACUGGUGUUGUUGUUGCUUCACCAAUUAUUGUUGCUGGUGCUGUAACGGCAGCUAUAACUGUUUUACCACCAUUCGGAGUCUAUCGACUUGUUAGACAUGCACGUGCUCGUCGUCGAGCAAAUGCAGCAGCAAACUAUCCUAUUGGUACGCCAUUUUUAAUUGAACCGGAUCUUGAUGAUCCGCCAGUAUUACCUCCUACUACAUUUCAAUUUGAUUUACAUGGUGAUUUUGGUUCUGUUAAUAUUAUGCGUGCUUUAAGACAACAAAUGGGAGGAUUAUCUAUUGCACAAAUCUUAGAUGAAGAAUAUAUUGCAAGGAGUGAAAAUGACGUUGAUGCAGAUUUUCCAUUAUCCGUUUUUGCUGACAUGAAUGUUGAACAAUUAAUUGCUCAUGAUGAUGAUAAAGACGAAUCGAAUAAUUCUCCAUCCGGUUUUCGUACAUGUCCAACAACGCCAGCGUCAGCUGUACGAAAAGGUCUCAGUCGAAGUUUGCAUAAUUUAACAGUGACUUAUCCUUCAUCUAUCAAUCGUCAUCAUUCGAUGACUGCUGAACAUUAA